GGCAGUUGUUAAGGAUGUUACAAAAAAAAAAAAAGAGGAAAAAAAGGGCCACCAUGGAAAUUCUUCUUUGGUUGUGUUUAAGUCAUCUGUGGGUUUGCCAAGUGCUAAGCUCUCCUGUUAGAUGUCAGAUAAACCAGCCACAGCUCCAAGAUGUGGAACAUUUAUCUGGCUACACAGAUGCACAGUCGACCUUUAUCCAGCAAGUGAGUGACUACCGUAAGGCUUCAGUGAUGGAUGAUGUCUUGGCUGCUCUACUCUCUCUGGGAAGCAUAUCUGACCCUAUGGAGGCACAAAGAGUGUACUUGGAAAUUCAGGGAUUAAUUCUUGGUUCUGGAAAAAAUUAUUCUGGAAAGGUGAGCCCUCCUGCAAAAGCCAGUGGAACCGCAGCAUCGCUGCCUGGAUCCGAGGAGGGUUCUGGAGAAGUGAGCCCUCCUGCAAAAGCCAGCGGAACCGCAGCAUCGCUGCCUGGAUCCGAGGAGGGUUCUGGAGAAGUGAGCCCUCCUGCAAAAGCCAGCGGAGCCGCAGCAUCGCUGCCUGGAUCCGAGGAGGGUUCUGGAGAAGUGAGCCCUCCUGCAAAAGCCAGCGGAGCCGUAGCAUCGCUGCCUGGAUCUGAGGAGGGUUCUGGAGAAGUGAGCCCUCCUGCAGAAGCCAGCAGAGCCGCAGUGUCGCUGCCUGGAUCCGAGGAGGGUUCUGGAGAAGUGAGCCCUCCUGCAGAAGCCAGCAGAGCCGCAGUGUCGCUGCCUGGAUCCGAGGAGGGUUCUGGAGAAGUGAGCCCUCCUGCAGAGAAUCCUCCUGAGAAGGAUUCUUCUGGAGGAGUGAACCUUCCUGCAAAAGCUGGCAAAGCUGUACCGUCACAACCUGGAUCCAAGAAGGGUUCUUCUGGAGAAGUGGGUUCUUAUGGAAAAGUGAGCCCUCCAGCAGAUCCAGAGCAAUUGAGGUUGCUUGAAUCAGAAGUGGAGUGUGAGGGUUUCACGGCGGUGAAUGCUGCUGGCCAUGUGUCCCAGGAUGAAGCCUUCAGUCAUGUGGUGCCCCAAGAAUUUCUGAGCACAUAAAUGGGACUGAGCUUGAGAACCUGGCCUCUGUUUGUCUGACAAUAAAUCUUUCUUGCCUGGAAAUCUCA
Molecule: messenger RNA, 1120 nt
Organism: Pygocentrus nattereri (red-bellied piranha)
Lineage: Eukaryota; Metazoa; Chordata; Actinopteri; Characiformes; Serrasalmidae
Product: fibrous sheath CABYR-binding protein-like
Exons: 5
Coding region: 15-1052 (345 amino acids)
Source: RefSeq, a predicted model, not a curated record